Molecule: messenger RNA, 1959 nt
Organism: Hansenula ciferrii
Lineage: Eukaryota; Fungi; Ascomycota; Saccharomycetes; Phaffomycetales; Wickerhamomycetaceae
Gene: GUT1
Product: glycerol kinase
Exons: 1
Coding region: 1-1959 (652 amino acids)
Biological process (GO): triglyceride metabolic process; glycerol metabolic process; glycerol-3-phosphate biosynthetic process
Cellular component (GO): mitochondrion
Molecular function (GO): glycerol kinase activity
Source: RefSeq, a predicted model, not a curated record
AUGACUGCUGAUAAAGAAUACAAAUUAGUGGCAUCCAUUGAUAUUGGUACCACUUCAACAAGAGCGAUAUUGUUCAACAGAAGAGGUGAAGAAGUUGCAUCUCAUCAAAUUGAAUAUUCAACAACUGCAAACACAACAACUGAUGGUAAACAAAAAAUUUAUUCCGCUGAAGGUAUACAAAUUACUGCAACUGAUGAUUUAGAAAUUGAACGUGAAGAUACUGAAGAUGGUCCAACUUUAACUUUCCCAAAUCCAGGCUGGGUUGAAAUUAAACCAACUCAUAUCAUUUCAAAUGCUGUUACUUGUCUUGCUUCAUGUAAAGUUACUUUAGAUAAAGUUAAUAAGGAGAGAAAAUCAAGAGGUGAAGAAGAAUACAAGAUUGUUUCUAUUGGGAUUGCAAAUAUGAGAGAAACUACCAUCUUGUGGGAUAAAGAUACUGGUAGAGCUGUUCAUGAUGGUAUUGUUUGGAAUGAUACUAGAACUACAGAUAUUGUUCAAGAUAUGUUGAAGAAUAUUCCAGAAGAAAAAUUGGAUGCUGUUAAACAAAAAUCUGGUUUAACUGUUUCAACUUAUUUUAGUGCUUCCAAAUUAAGAUGGUUAUUGGAUAAUAAACCUCAUGUUAAACAAGCUUAUGAAGCUGGUCAAUUGAUGUUUGGUACUGUUGAUACUUGGUUAAUGUAUCAUAUUACUCAAGAUCAUACUUUUGCUACAGAUGUUACAAAUGCUUCAAGAACAAUGUUUAUGGAUAUUAAAAAUUUUAAAUAUGAUUCAGAAUUAUUUGAUUUAUGGAAUAUUGAUCCUGAAUUGUUACAAUUCCCAGAGAUUCGUUCAUCAUCAGAAUUAUUUGGUUAUUUUAAAGUUCCAAAUUUAGAAGCUAUUGGUGCUCCAACUUUAUUAACUAAAGAAGGUGAAGCUGCUUUAAAAUCUCUUGGUCCAUUAAUUCCAAUCAAUGGUGUCUUGGGUGAUCAAUCUUCAUCAAUGGUUGGUCAAUUGGCUUUGAAAAAAGGUUCUGCUAAAUGUACUUAUGGUACUGGUUGUUUCUUAUUGUUAAAUACUGGUUCUCAACCAUUAAAUUCUGAUAAUGGUGCUGUUACUACAGUUGGUUAUUGGUUUAAAAAUUUACAAGAUGAAGAAGAUGCUACUGCUCAUUAUGCCCUAGAAGGUUCAAUUGCCGUUGCAGGUUCAUGUGUUCAAUGGUUGAGAGAUAAUUUAAAAUUGAUUGAAAAAGCUCAAGAUAUUGGUCCAUUAGCUACUUUAGUUCCAAAUGCUGGUGGUGUUGUUUUCGUUCCAGCAUUUUCUGGUUUAUUUGCACCAUAUUGGGAUCCAGAUGCAAGAGGUACAAUUUUCGGUUUAACUCAAUAUACUAGUGCUUCACAUAUUGCAAGAGCUGCUUUAGAAGGUAUUUGUUAUCAAGCUAGAGCUAUUUUAAAAGCUAUGGCUACAGAUGCAGGUGAAGAUCCUGAAUUUAUGGAGGAUGGUGCUGAAGUUCCAUAUGAACAAGGUCCUUCAAAUUCAAUUUCUCAAUUGGCUAUUGAUGGUGGAUUAUCAAAAUCUAAUGAAUUUGUUCAAAUUCAAUCUGAUAUCUUGGGUCCAUGUGUUAAAAUUAGAAAAACUCCAGUUAGUGAAGCUACUGCAUUAGGUGCAGCAAUUGCAGCAGGUUGUGGAUUUGAAGAUGAUGAAGAAAAAGUUUGGACUUCAAUUGUUGAUGUUCAAGAAUCUUUACAAUUUGAUGAUGGUGAAGUUUUCCAAUCACAAUUGGAUAGUAAAUCAAGACGUCAAAAUUGGAAUUUAUGGACAAAAGCUGUUGAUAGAGCUAAAGGUUGGAAUUCUGGUAAACCAGAAGAUUUAACUGUUGAAGAAUUGGAACAAAGAAUUGAUGUAUUAAAAAAUCAAUUACGUUUAAAAAAAAUUUCUUUAAGUAAAGCUGAAAAGGCUAAAAUUUCUGAAAUUUCAGCAUGA